AUGCGUGUUAUGAUGCUUUCCUGCUGCCUCUUACUCUCGCUCCUGGCCGCUCUUGGUCUCACAGCACCCUUGCCGGGGGGAGCGGGUUCUCCGGACGUGACCUUGGCCACAGAAUACCUCAAGCGCUACUACAUGCGGCGAGAUGAGCAGCCUCCGGAAUCCCUGUCCGUUAGGUCCAAGCUGAAAGACAUGCAGACGUUCUUCGGCCUCAAUGCAACAGGUGUGUUCGAUCGUCAGACUCUGGAGGUGAUGAAGAGUCUUCGCUGUGGCGUUCCAGAUCUGGAAGAGUACGGCAGUCACGUCCCGACGACACGAUUGAACAAGACGGUCAUCACGUACAGCAUUGGCAGACACACCAGAGACAUGCCUCGCAGCUCCGUCCACUCCUUGCUUGAGUCGGCCUUCAGCGUUUGGGCCAAAGUCAGCGGUCUGACGUUUGUCCGCUCGCACACCCGCAAGGCUGACAUCACGGUGGAGUUUGUCAGCCAAAAACACGGCGAUCUCUAUCCAUUCGACGGAUCCGGUGGUGAGUUGGCUCACGCUUUCGGUCUGGGUCAGGGCGUCGGGGGCGUCGUGCACUUUGAUGACGACGAGAGUUGGACAGCAGGAGACGCAGGCGGUUUGAAUCUUUUUGAGGUGGCUGCGCAUCAAUUUGGCCACGCUUUGGGCCUGAAGCACUCGAGGAACCCCACGUCACUAAUGCACCCCAUUUACAAGGCCUUUCCAGCAGAAGCCAACUUACUCUCUAGAGACAACAAUCUACGCACUUUAUUGUACUAACUCAGCCAUUACUCCUCCAAUUUGCCAUUCCCCGAACUCACACGAAACAGAUGUGCUCCUGAUGUGACAUUUGACGCCGUCUCCACACUCGGGGAUUCCACCAUCUUUUUCACAGACAGGUAUCUAUGGAUUAAACACAAUAAAGCAUUUGGUAUCAAAGAAGGUCCCAUCACCAACUUCAUGCCUAAGAUAGAAAGCAGAAUUGAUGCCGCCUUCUGGGUUCCUCGCAGAUCCACUGCUUACCUUAUUCAUGAGUCUAUGUUCUGGACGGUGAAAAGCUCAGUCUUGAAGGGAAAGCCCAGAGCUCUCAACCAUUUUGGGUUUCCUGUCUGGGUGCAGGAUGUGGAUGCUGCUGUGCACGUUGUCAAAACGGGACGCACCCUCUUCUACAUGCAUGAUAUUUACUGGAGCUACAAUGAAAACAGAAAAGUGAUGGACUUUGGUUACCCAAAAUAUAUUAUUCAUGACUUUCCUGGACUCAACACCACAAUAAAUGCUGCCGUUUAUAAAGACGGUUUCAUUUAUUUCUUUGUUGGACCACACGUCAUCAAGUACGACUUCACCCACAAACAUGUUGCUGGAGUCGACAAAGCAAAUUCCUGGCUCGGGUGUUGAAACUAAGCACCCAAGGCUUCUUCACCUGCUAGCAAUGUUUUUACACAAUUAAAGCGCCACUAUUUAAACCUAGUAAUGUGUCUGCCUUUAUGAAAAAAAAUUGUCAUAUGUAAAUAGAACAUGAGGAGAAACAUGCUUUUUGGACAAUGUGUCACUCGUGGUGUUAUGGUACUGUACGUACUAUUUGGUCACUUAGGCCUUUGCCAGCAUGACAAAGCGGAUUUACCAGACAAGCAAGGCCACAAAGUUGUCUAAAUUACAACCUCCAGCAAGUUUUUUGGUAUGUCGGGUGGUAUUUUGCAUUUUGCUGCGCUUUGGAUGUGAAGUCCUGAUGGCACUGCGCCAUGCAAGGCCGAUCACGCAGAUCACGCGAUGUGUUUAUUUCAAACAUGCAUGCAGUUACAAUUAGGUUCAUCACAUAUUUCCAAGUUUCUCAUUACAACAAGUCGGAAAAGGACUAGGAAGCAAUAUAGCUUAUAUAAAACCUACCCCUUUUCCAUUUCACAGCCAUUUCUAACACGUGUUUGUUCAAUUC
This is a messenger RNA of Entelurus aequoreus (snake pipefish), 1930 nucleotides long. RefSeq names its product stromelysin-1-like. The record is from RefSeq and is a predicted model, not a curated record. Lineage: Eukaryota; Metazoa; Chordata; Actinopteri; Syngnathiformes; Syngnathidae. The transcript has 10 exons. Gene Ontology annotation, molecular function: zinc ion binding; metalloendopeptidase activity. Gene Ontology annotation, biological process: proteolysis; extracellular matrix organization; amelogenesis. Gene Ontology annotation, cellular component: extracellular matrix.